GAGAGAGAAAACGAGUGGGAGAGCGUGCGCGCGCGAGAGAGAGACGUGUUUGAUUUCACUUUCACUUUUCAGAGCUGACUCACUCAGGCGUAAAACAUACGGAGAAAAGCACACAAAUACACCCUUUUUACACAGAAACUAACAAAACACAGCACGAACAUGGCUUUCAAAUACCCAGAAGCACGGAGAGAUGACAGUAAGGUGGAUGAUUAUAAUGGAGUAAAGGUCCCAGAUCCAUACCACUGGCUUGAGGACCCUGACAGUGAGGAGACCAAGAGUUUUGUUGAAGAGCAGAACAAGUUGACCAUGCCGUUCCUGGAACAGUGUGCAGUCACAGAGCAGUUUCACCAGCGCCUCACUGAGCUGUACAACUACCCUAAAUACAGCUGCCCCUACAAGAGAGGAAAGAGAUAUUUCUAUUUCCACAACAAGGGUUUGCAGAAUCAGGAUGUGCUGUAUGUGCAAGACUCUUUAAACAGCCCUGCAUCUGUGUUUUUUGAUCCAAACACUCUCUCAGAGGAUGGGACUGUGGCUCUCAAGAUGGGUCGCCUGUCAGAGGAAUGUGAAUAUUUUGCUUAUGGGCUAAGCAGUGCAGGCUCUGACUGGGUGACUGUACGCUUCCUGAAGGCUGAAGAUCUUACCCAACUGCCUGAUGUUCUGGAAAGGGUGAAGUUCAGCUGCCUGGCCUGGACCCAUGAUGCCAAAGGCAUCUUCUACAAUUGCUAUCCUCGACAAGAUGGAAAAGCAGAUGGUACUGAGACCACAACAAACCUGAAUCAGAAACUUUAUUACCAUGCGAUUGGCACCAACCAAUCAGAAGACAUCCUGGUGGCUGAAUUUCCUGACAACCCAAAAUGGCACAGUAGCCUUACUAUUUCUGAUGAUGGCAGGUAUGCGGUGCUGUCAAUCACUGAGGGAUGCGAACCAGUGAAUCGCCUGUGGUACUGCGACCUGCAGCAGCUGCCCAAUGGCAUCACAGGAUUGCUGCCAUGGGUGAAGUUGGUUGACACCUUUGAAGCGCAAUACACCUACAUCACAAACGAGGACACUGUUUUUACUUUACGCACCAACCUGAACGCUCCACGCUACUGCCUUAUAAACAUAGAUCUGAAGAAACCAGAGCAAACACACUGGAAAACCCUCAUCCCUCAGCAUGAGAAAGAUGUUCUGGGUUUUGUGCAGUGUGUAAACCAGCGCUACCUGCUGGUGAAUUAUGUGCAUGACGUGAAGGACAUCCUACAACUCUAUGAGCUGCACUCGGGGAAGCUGAUCCGUGAUCUGCCAUUAGACGUGGGCACCGUAGUGGGUCUGAGCUGCAAGAAGAAGCAUCCAGAUUUUUUUUACAAAUUCACAUCUUUCACCACACCUGGAAUAAUCUACCACUGUGACCUGAGUCAGCCCAACCCAGAGCCCACAGUCUUUCGUCAGGUGGAAGUGAAAGGGAUCCAACCAGGCGACUACCAGACGACUCAGGUGUUUUACCCCAGCAAAGAUGGUACAAAGAUCCCGAUGUUCCUAGUACAUGCACGUGGCAUUAAAAAAGAUGGCUCUCACCCCAUCUUUCUCUAUGGUUAUGGAGGCUUCGAGAACUCUAUUCAACCAUACUACAAUACAGCGUACCUGCUUUUUAUAAGACACUUGGGUGGCAUCCUGGCUGUAGCAAACAUCAGAGGGGGAGGAGAGUACGGACAAACUUGGCAUAAAGGCGGGACCCUUGGCAAUAAACAGAACUGCUUUGAUGACUUCCUGUGUGCAUCGGAGUACCUGAUCCAGGAGGGAUACACCACCGCCAGCCGGAUCGCCAUCAACGGAGCAUCCAACGGUGGCCUGCUUGUGGCGGCGUGCGUAAACCAGCGGCCUGAGCUGUUCGGCUGUGCGGUGGCUGAGGUCGGGGUCAUGGACAUGCUCAAGUUUCACAAGUUCACCAUCGGUCACGCCUGGACCACCGACUACGGCUGUGCAGAUGAUCCUGAGCAGUUUAAGUGGCUCAUAAAGUACUCUCCCCUCCAUAAUCUUCCUCAAUGCCCUCGAGAUGGCCCAGCGUACCCCGCUAUGCUGCUGCUGACGGCCGAUCACGAUGACCGCGUGGUUCCCCUCCACACUCUGAAGUACGUGGCCACUCUUCAGUACGGGGUGGGUCGCUGUCCCGGCCAGACUCAGCCAUUGAUGGUCAGGGUGGAUACUCGCAGUGGACAUGGUGCUGGGAAACCCACCGCUAAAGCCAUUCUGGAGGACACGCACAUCUUCUCCUUCAUUGCUCAGACUCUGGGCCUGAGCUGGAAAGAAUGAGUUAAUUGUUUGUCUGUGAUGGUCAGUUAUCAUUUAUAAAGCUGUAACUUGA
This is a messenger RNA of Paramisgurnus dabryanus, 2341 nucleotides long. Its product is annotated as prolyl endopeptidase-like. Gene Ontology annotation, molecular function: serine-type endopeptidase activity; oligopeptidase activity. NCBI's taxonomy places the organism in Eukaryota, Metazoa, Chordata, Actinopteri, Cypriniformes, Cobitidae. Gene Ontology annotation, cellular component: cytosol. The record is from RefSeq and is a predicted model, not a curated record. Gene Ontology annotation, biological process: proteolysis.